CGCCAGGCCUUAUUAUUUAAGAAUGGAAGAGGAUGCAGAUACUAGAACCAGAUUCAGUUCUUUAUGUUACAUUAAUGAUCAUGUUGGAUUCCGUGGCACUAUAAAAAACUCACCAAGGGACUUCGUUGUUAUUGAGAUCAAUGAAAAGGGACAGUUAGUUGAUAAGGCCCUGGAUGAACCUCUUCACCAGGUUAAUAGCAUACUACCUAAGCCCAAAAAUAUUGCUAAGAAAACAAAACUAGAUCUUCAAAGUGUAUCCUUCGAAGAGGGACACAACCCAGCCCUUGAUGCUGUAACUCGGUAUUCUGAGAGUGACCAAAGUCUGCAACAUGACUUAGAAAAUGAAGAUACUGGCCAUGCUAGAACGCUUCGAUGUGAAGAAGAAAAAAAUGAUGUCUUCAACUCCUUGUUAGAUGAAAAAACGAAUGAAUUGCUGGCCCAGUUUGCCUGUGACGUAAAAGAGAAGUUGAAUUCCAAAACUGAGCUAACAGGACCAUCUCCUGAACUCUCCCUGGGCAAAAUCCUUGACAAAAGCCAGAGGGCCAGUUUGCACAGUGCUAUUAGACAGAACUUUCCUUUCUUAAUAACUGUGGGGAAAAACGGUGAAAUUGUUGUGAAAGCAAACCUUGAGUACAAAGAACUCUGCCACCUGGUAUCUGAAGAAGAAGCUUUCGGUUUUUUUAAGUACUUAGAUGCAAAGAGAGAAAAUUCCAAAUUUACAUUUAAACCGGAUACCAACAAAGCCCACCGGAAAGCUGUCCAUCAUUUCCUCAACAAAAAGUUUGGGAACUUGGUGGAAACCAAAUCGUUUUCUGAACUGAAUUAUAAUGCCGCUGAUCCAAAUGUAGUGAUAACAGUAAAGUUUCGGGAAAAAGCGCACAAGCACAGGAAAAGGUCUCUCCUUGAUUGUCAGGAAAGAAAAGUUCUCUAUACAGGCCUUAAAGACAAGAAAGCCAUCACCUAUCAAGCAAUGGUUGUUAGAAAAGUUACCCCAGAGAGGUUGAAAAAUAUUGAAAAAGAAAUUGAAGAGAAAAGAAUGAAGGUUUUUAAUAUUCGGUCUGUAGAUGACCCCCUUCGACUUGGUCAGCUCAAAGGAAAUCACUUUGACAUUGUCAUCAGAAAUUUAGCACAGCAAAUAAAUGAUUCUGGGCAGCUGAAAGAGAGAAUUUUGGAGGCAAUAGAAAAUGUUAAGAGUAAAGGUUUUGUGAAUUACUAUGGACCUCAGAGAUUUGGGAAGGGAAGGAAGGUUCAUACAGACCAAAUUGGAUUAGCUUUGCUGAAGAGUGAAAUGGUGAAAGCUGUAAAGUUAUUUCUUACACCAGAAGACUUGGAUGAUCCUGUAAAUAGAGCAAAGAGAUAUUUUCUUCAAACUGGGGAUGCCAAGGGCACACACUCGCUGAUGCCGGACUUCAGGAUUCGGGAGAGAGCCGUGCUGGAGUCAUUGCAUCGCUUUGGCGUGACAGAGGAAGGCUGUAUCCAGGCGUGGUUCUCCUUUCCCCAUUCAAUGCGCAUAUUCUACGUUCAUGCAUAUAGCAGCAAAAUCUGGAACGAGGCAGUGUCCUAUAGGCUCGCCACCUACGGGUCCAGAGUGGUGGAGGGCGAUUUGGUGUGUUUGGAUGGAGAUGUCGACGACGCGCCCUUCCCAAAUAGUAGAGUUCAUCUAGUAACUGAAGAAGAGGAAUCAGCUAAUAUUUACACAAUAAAUCAGGUGGUUCUUCCAGUGCUUGGGUACAACAUUCAGUACCCAAGGAACAAAGUUGGGCAAUGGUACCAUGAACUACUUGGCAGAGACGGACUACAAUCUUGUAAAUUCAGAGUACCUGCUCUGAAAUUAAAUGCUCCAGGAUGCUAUCGACAGAUACUGAAAUAUCCUCAUAAUCUCUCAUCCCAGCUGAUCGAAGAGUCUGAUACGAGUGUCCCGACAGAAGGUUCUUGCAUCAGUGGAGCAACUUUAUCUUUAGUGAUCUCUUUUGAUCUGGACUCUUCAUGUUAUGCUACAGUUUGUUUGAGGGAAAUAAUGAAGCAUGAUGUUUAAAACCAACUAUUUACCCUUCACAUAGUUGUAUAGAUGUUGUUCUUGGAAGGAAAAGAAGGAAAAAAAUUGCUUGAUUACCUGCCAUGUUUUAAAAGCAUCAUAAUUGUUGUCUCCUUCAAAACAUCUAAUGCUAGAAUAUUCCAGAGGCGUGUUGCUAAUAAGUGACAAUAUCUGAAUGUAAGUUCAGAUCUGCCUGACUCCCAAGGGUAUGUUCUUGCUGUUAUAUCACAGUUAGUACCCUCCACUCUGUGUCAAAAGCUACAAUAUUUUGGGACCACUAAUAACAUACACUAACUCCAAGAUAACAUUAAAGACAAAAACAGUUUAAGGAAUGUUUAUAUCCUCUAGGUCUUUGCUGAAAAUGUAGGUGAAAUUAGGUUACAAUAAAAGUAUAUGGUUGGAAAGAGAGAGGAAGCAUUUUGUUAUUUAUCAUCACCCUCCAUGUUUUUUUAAAUUGCUGAUAAGAAAAAUACACUAGGUGAAUUUCCCCAUUCAUGAUAGCUAACCCAGGUGGUCAUUACCCCUUAAUUUCAUCCAAUUUUAUCUCAUAAAUCAUUACCCUUAGCCAUUUCAUACCAGUUCAAAUUGGAGGCAACAAAGACUGGUCGAUACUAGCAUAAGGAAGUAAAAUUCAAAAAUGAAAGAACCUAUCUGCAUCGCAGUGUUUGCUUAUCACAGCAUAUUUAGAAAUCAUUUCAAAGGCUAGCAUUAGCUGGCUUAAGUAAACUAUCAUCUUGAUGGAAAGACAUGUAACUAUUAAAAAUGGCAAUGAAGAUUUUAAUAUGAGAAAAUGCUUCUCCCUAAUAAUAGUAAUAAUAAACAUACA
Molecule: messenger RNA, 2861 nt
Organism: Echinops telfairi (small Madagascar hedgehog)
Lineage: Eukaryota; Metazoa; Chordata; Mammalia; Afrosoricida; Tenrecidae
Gene: PUS7L
Product: pseudouridine synthase 7 like
Exons: 9
Coding region: 23-2035 (670 amino acids)
Biological process (GO): pseudouridine synthesis
Cellular component (GO): nucleus
Molecular function (GO): RNA binding; pseudouridine synthase activity
Source: RefSeq, a predicted model, not a curated record